Neolamprologus brichardi is the source of this 1386-nucleotide messenger RNA. NCBI's taxonomy places the organism in Eukaryota, Metazoa, Chordata, Actinopteri, Cichliformes, Cichlidae. The record is from RefSeq and is a predicted model, not a curated record.
GACCCCCAGUGGCCCUGCGGCAAACACAAACGAGUGCUGAUCUUCGCCUCUUACAUGACGACGGUUAUAGAAUAUGUCAAACCGUCUGAUCUGAAGAAAGAUAUGAACGAGACUUUUAAGGAGAAGUUUCCUCACAUUAAACUCACCCUCAGCAAAAUCCGAAGCCUAAAGAGAGAGAUGAGAAUAGUCGGGGAGGACUGCGGCCUGCAGCCCGUCACCCUCGCGAUGGCAUACGUCUACUUUGAAAAGCUGGUGCUGCAGGGGCGCCUCAACAAGCAGAACAGGAAGUUGGUCUCAGCUGCAUGCAUCCUAUUGGCAGCUAAGAUCAGCAGUGACCUCAAGAAACAGGAAGUCAAACAUCUAAUUGACAAGCUGGAGGAGCGUUUCAGGAUCAGCAGGAGGGAGCUCAUAUCAUUCGAGUUCACCAUCCUGGUCGCCCUGGAGAUGGCGCUCUACCUCCCAGAGAGCAAAGUCAUGCCACAUUUCAGACGGUUGGUGCAGCAGCAGCAGGUAUAGCAGUGCCUGGCUCAGCGGCACUGCAGCACACUUCUCCGCCUCUGCAGAGAACCUCAGCACCUUCGAGCUGCAGCACUGUGACGGAUCAGUUCUCAUGAUGCCUGGCUCAAAGGCUCAGACGCCACCCAGGAAUCAUCCUCCUCCUUCCUGCGCACUACAGCAGACUUCAGCCACACUGUCGUGGCAGCAAACGGCUCAAAGACGUCACUGCAGAGAAAAAGUUUUCUUCCUCUCCUCCGUGAAAAACCAAAGUGAUCACACACUGUGACUGACGGUUCAAUCACUGGAGGUCAAAUCAAAAUCAGGAAAAUUCAGGUUUUCUUCCUCCAGCAUUAUUUUUAUAGUGUAGGUCAUCAUAACUGUGGGUUUUAAAAAUGUACAAAAAUGUACAUGUAAAAAAAAAAAACAAAAACAGACUGUGCACCUUGAAAAACCAAAAACAAAAGACAGACAGAGGGAGAAAUUUGCUUUGAACAAAACCAGAACUGUCGGACUCUGAAAAAACCUUUCUUUUUAGGUUCUUUAUUUUAGCUUUAUUAGAAAUAUUACGAGUAACACUGACACACAUGCAUCAGAUAAUCAUAUUUUUUAUGGCUGAAAAUAGUGCUGAGUGUUUUCAGCAACUGAUACAAACCGUUAUGAGGACGCUGCCAGUGACUGAAAAAGGCUGCGAGUUCUGUUUUUGAGAAGAGCAGCAGAGUGGUUUCUUUUCUGGUUUGCUUCUGCUUUAUCCUUUAUCCUCAUGACUUCAUGCAAUACAUUUAUUUCAUGAAGUCAAAAUCUUUCUUCAAGCCUGAACAUCUGGCUGCUUUUGCUUCAGCCUGUAUUUGUUUUGUAAGGUUUAUCCUGCCCUGUUAUCAGGAUAUUUGC